Messenger RNA from Leucoraja erinaceus (little skate), 627 nucleotides. RefSeq names its product adhesion G protein-coupled receptor L2-like. The transcript is spliced from 3 exons. The record is from RefSeq and is a predicted model, not a curated record. The coding region runs from base 202 to 627 and encodes 141 amino acids. Gene Ontology annotation, molecular function: carbohydrate binding. Gene Ontology annotation, biological process: signal transduction. Lineage: Eukaryota; Metazoa; Chordata; Chondrichthyes; Rajiformes; Rajidae.
UUCGUCUCAUUGGCUUCUUGGCUGUCCUUUCCCCUGUGAUCCGUGGUAAUGGUCCGUUUUCCUUCUUUCUUCCAGACUCGAAGAGGAAUGAGGAAAUCCGUUAACAUUCGGUGCACCAAGCAAUAGGCCGGACGUGACAAAAGGGUGUCUGGUGACGAGCAGAGAAAAAAAAAACGCCCCAUAAGAUUAACGGAUUGGAAGAUGUCCUCAUCUGCCUGGAACCUUUGGGCCGUGUGGUGGUUCAUUGUUCUCGGAGGUUGGAUACCGUUUACAAAAGGUUUCAGCCGGGCAGCCUUGCCCUUCGGCCUGGUCCGGCGGGAGCUGUCGUGCGAGGGCUACCCCAUCGACCUGCGCUGCCCCGGGAGCGACGUCAUCGUCAUCGAGAGCGCCAACUACGGACGCACGGACGACAAGAUCUGCGACGCGGACCUCUUCCAGAUGGAGAACGUGCAGUGCUACCUGCCCGACGCCUUCAAGAUCAUGACCCAGAGAUGCAACAACAGGACUCAGUGCAUUGUCAUCACAGGGUCCGACGUCUUUCCUGACCCCUGCCCCGGAACUUACAAAUACCUGGAGGUUCAGUACGAAUGUGUCCCUACAGUAGUACAGACCUUCAGCCUCACCUAA